This is a messenger RNA of Lodderomyces parapsilosis, 1146 nucleotides long. RefSeq lists its product as uncharacterized. NCBI's taxonomy places the organism in Eukaryota, Fungi, Ascomycota, Pichiomycetes, Serinales, Debaryomycetaceae. Gene Ontology annotation, cellular component: membrane. Gene Ontology annotation, molecular function: transmembrane transporter activity. The record is from RefSeq and is a predicted model, not a curated record. Gene Ontology annotation, biological process: transmembrane transport. The transcript has a single exon. Bases 1 to 1146 code for a protein of 381 amino acids.
AUGGUGAAGGGAAUUGCGAUAGGAAUGAGCCAUGCUGUUAUUCCUAUCUUCCAGUAUGAGAUCAUUCCAACUCCAAGAAGGGGUAGAAUUUUGUCGUUUUAUAUUUUGGCAACCGGUUUAGGUAACUUACUAAUGUACCUGUUGCCUAUGAUGGCUAUGCCAUUGAUACGCGAUGAAAAGUACUUGAUACUACAUUGGUUGGUUGAUCUUGUUCCCCUUACCAUAGCUACAAUUUCCGUAAUGCUUUUUCCGGAGAGUCCCAAAUGGUUGGCAGCGAAUAAUGAUUGGACGGAAGCCGUUGACGUAUUAGAGAGUAUUGAGACGGCCAAUUCUGAGAAGAAUGUCAAAAGUAAACUCGGGCACGAAAGAAGGCGGCUUGGUGAUAAACACUAUGUUGUUAAAAAGUAUUCCACUGCGGUUAACGUUAGAAGCUGUUCAGUGAAUGAAUUAUUCGGUAGGAAAUAUUUCCGAGAAGUUAAUACUGGGAUAUUAUUGCAAUUGACUAUUGAUUUGAUUGGAGUUAUCAAAUUGUUGAAUUCGAUGUAUGCUAUAUGUUUAGCUUGUCAAAUUAGGACAAUGGAUGAAAUAAAAUUAGUUCAUGAGUUUGACUUGGUGAUGAGAAUUGUAUUCAUAAUAGCCCCUAUUGGGAUCAUAGAUUUACUAAGAAGAAAGGACGUCUUGAUAUUCGGGAUGGUAGUGAACACCAUUUUGAUGAGUGCUUACGCGGCUCUUUAUCUCGUAUUUUCAAGACCAAACGAGCCAAGUUUUUUCAACCUUGACUUCGAAUGGGGAUUGAAAGUAGAGUUUGGGAAAACAAGUGCGUCGAUGGUUUUAGCACUUACUGUUUUGAUGGAUGUUGUUUUCCAUUCAAUCAUUCUACCAGUUUGUUGGUUAUACAUAUUGGAAACCUUCUCUUCCUCCACACGGUCCAAAGGUUGGGUGGUAGUUUCAAGCUUGCACUGGCUAUUCGAAUGUUCCUUGUCGUUGAUUUUCCCCUUCUUCUUUUCAAGUUUGAAUGGAUGGUUGAUUGUGAUUUUAUUUUUGAUUUCUUUGGGUGGAAGCGUGGCCAUCUCACAGUUGAAAGAGUCAAAGGAGAAACCAACUACAGCAUCAGUUUUCGAGAAGAUUCAUUCAAGCCUCCAUUGA